CCCCCUUUACUUAGUUUCAAAGCUCACCCACCUCCCUUUCUUCCUUUCUCUCUCCUCAUUAUAUCUCUCUUCUUCAACCUCCUCUAAACUCAAUUUCUCUUCAAAAAAAACUCAUUUUCUAUUCAACCCCCACUCAAAUUUCUUAAAAAAUAACCAAAUCCAAUUUUAAUUUUUAAUAUUAUCCACUAUUUUAGGAGAAAUAUUAUAGAAAAUCCCAUCUCCAUCAACUUAAUUUUUUUAAAAAAAUUAUCUCUCUUCUUCAACCUCCUCAAAACUAGUUCAUUCUCUUCAAAUUCUAUUCAACCCCACUCAAAUUUCUUUAAAAAAAUUGUUUUUUUUUUUAAUAUUAUCCAUUAAUUUAGGAGAAAUAAUAUAGAAAAUCCCAUCUCCAUCAACUUAAAAUUUUUCAAAAAUUAUUAAAAAAAUAAAAUGAAAGGAGAGUAUGUAGAAGAAGAAAAUGAUAACAAUGCUCAAAACAAUGCACACAACAACAUGUUCACAAAAUUCUCUCAUCCUUCCAAAUUCCAACCUCCUCCUCCUCAUCUUCAUCAACUCCACCACCAACAACACUUCCCACCACCACACCUCCACCACCCUCACCACCUUUUCUCUCAACCUUCCGAAGAAGCCGACUCCGCCACCACCACCACCACUCCAACGCCACAACAACAUCAUCAUCAACAACAACAACAACAACUAUUACAUCUUCAAUCUUCUUCCAAAAAACCCAAAACCACCCCUCUUUCUACUCAAACCACCACUACUAGCAAUGAAGACGGUGGGACCAUCGAAGUCUCCCGCCGUCCACGUGGCAGACCACCCGGGUCAAAAAACAAACCAAAACCCCCAAUUGUGAUAACCCGUGAACCCGAACCCGCUAUGUCACCUUACAUACUCGAACUCCCUAGCGGAGCUGACGUUGUCGACUCACUCACGCGCUUCACGCGCCGUCGUGGUGUUGGUCUUUGUGUUUUAACCGCUUCUGGGGCGGUGGCCAACGUUACACUCAAACAACCCUCGACCACCACACCGGGUGGAACGGUGACGUUUCAUGGGCGGUUUGAUAUAUUAUCCUUAUCCGCUGUGGUGGUUAAUACGGUGCCGUUUCACGGUGGUGGCGGGUUUACGAUAUCGUUGGCGGGCCCACAAGGGCAAAUUGUAGGCGGCAAGGUGGUCGGAAGCUUGGUUUGCUCCGGUACGGUGUUUGUCAUAGCGGCGUCGUUUAACAACCCGUCUUACUGUAGGCUGCCGCUUGAUGAACAAGAGGCCCAACAUAAUCAAUGUCAACAACAACAACAACAAGAAGAUGAUGAUCAACAGAAUUCCCCCGCCGUGUCGGGCGGUGGAGACGGUGGUGGGACGAUGAGCUUGUAUAGCGGUCAUUUGGGUACUCCUACUUCCGCCGCCGCUUCUGGUGGUGGUGUUAUUUGGGCUACUCCCACCGCCUCUAGACCGCCUUACUAAGUGAUAUGGUAUAUCUUGUUCAUUACUACAAAACAUCAUGGUUUCAUGUUUUAGGUUAGUGUUUUUUUUCUUUUUUUUUUAAUUUCUUCAUUUUGUGAGGUUAUUAUUAAUUAGUGGGAGAUUUAUGGAAUGAUUAUGGAAAAUAUUGAGUUAAAUUUUUUAAUUUAUUUUGAGAAGUUUGUUGUGUUCAAAAUGAUGGAUGAAAACCCACUUGUAGUUUUUGUUGAUGUGAUUUUUUUUUCAAUUCUCAUCCUAUUUAGAAAGGAGUUGAAUUAAUUAGAUAUUUAGUCAUGCAUGUUUGUAUGUUAGAUUGUUAGAAAUUUGUAAUGAAAAAAAUAUAUCAAAUGUAGAACUUAGUUUAUCUUUA
Molecule: messenger RNA, 1831 nt
Organism: Spinacia oleracea (spinach)
Lineage: Eukaryota; Viridiplantae; Streptophyta; Magnoliopsida; Caryophyllales; Amaranthaceae
Product: AT-hook motif nuclear-localized protein 28-like
Exons: 1
Coding region: 430-1464 (344 amino acids)
Cellular component (GO): nucleus
Molecular function (GO): DNA-binding transcription factor activity; minor groove of adenine-thymine-rich DNA binding
Source: RefSeq, a predicted model, not a curated record